Psylliodes chrysocephalus is the source of this 1468-nucleotide messenger RNA. NCBI's taxonomy places the organism in Eukaryota, Metazoa, Arthropoda, Insecta, Coleoptera, Chrysomelidae. The record is from the annotation of a GenBank genome assembly.
CGUCUAAUAAAAAUAGGGUUAGAAUUUUUGAUUUUGUUGUCUUUUAAUUUUUGGUUUCUCUUGUUAACUUUUGAGAUACGUAAAGAUUUGCGAGCGUAUUUGAAAUUUGGGUUUCUCAUAAAUAUGCCAUGGAUUUAGCAUCUGGGUCAACCUCCACAGUACCAGAAAAUUUCAAUUCAAAAACCAGAAAUUUUGCAAUAUUAGUGAAUGAUCAACACACUGAAAUUUUGCUAACUCACUUUCCAAACUAUGUGAAUUUGAUAGUAACACAAUUUGGCAAAAUCGGAAAUCUCUACCAAGUGAAAAUCGAUCAACCAGGAAACGGAUUAGCAAUAGCAGAACCUGUUUACAGCAUUUCUACUGUACUUGGAGCUGAAAAUAUCCAAGCUGAGGUGGCAGUAAGGUAUUUGAGUGAAAAAUUAAACAUUAAAAAACCUUUAUUAGUUUGUUUAGCCUUAAAAGAUUACAGCAGAGAUAGUUUGAAUAUUAUAAUCGAUAGUAUUUCAAAUUAUGGCACUACAAAGAAUUAAAAAGGCUGAAAGCCAUUUCGGUCAAGUGGUAAUAGGCCCUCCAGGAUCAGGAAAAACCACUUAUUGUGCAAAAGUUUACAAUUUUUACAAAGACAAACUAAACAGAAAGGUAGAAAUUGUAAAUUUAGAUCCAGCUAAUGAAAACAUGAAUUAUACUCCAAAGAUCGAUAUCAUGCAACUUGUAACAGUAGAAGAUGUGAUGAAGGAGCUGAAUUUAGGCCCCAAUGGAGCUCUGAUGUACUGCAUGGAGUAUUUAGAACAGAAUUUCGAUUGGUUAUUGAAUCAGCUCACAAAAAUUAAAGACAGAUACUUAAUUUUCGAUAUGCCUGGACAGGUUGAAUUAUUCACUCAUCACACUAGUAUUAAAGACGUUUUUGGGAGGUUGGAGAAGUUGGGGUACCAUUUGUGUGCUGUGCAUUUGGUCGACUCGCAUUAUUGUUCUGAUCCACCUAAAUUUAUUUCAACUUUAUUGCUGUCUUUGUCUACCAUGCUGCAAAUUGGGUUGCCCCAUGUCAACGUUCUUAGCAAAGCAGAUUUGCUAAAAAAGAACGCCUCAAAGUUGGAUUUUGGACUCGAUUUUUACACGGACGUAUUAAAUUUAGACUAUUUGCUGGAGAUGUUAGAUGAUGGACCUUUUACCAAAAAAUUUAAGAAGCUAAAUGGUGCAUUGGUGGGUCUAAUCCAAGAUUACAGUUUGGUUGGAUUCGUUCUACUUGAUGCGAAAUCUGAUAGAAGCUUGUUGGAGCUAAAGAGCGCUGUAGAUAAGGCAAAUGGUUAUAUUUAUGGUAGCGGUGAAGAAAGAAGCAUUCAAACAUUACUUUCUUGUGCUGUGGGGGCUAGAACUGAAUCAGAACGAUUUGAUUCUGAUUACAUGUAGUUUAAAUUAAUUUAUGAUUGUUUUUUAUUGCAGUUGUCAUUUUUAAUAUAACCUUGAUAUA